CGCUCGACGCUGAUAGACGUUUUACACCGGGCCACGCUGCGUCACGUAUCGUAACUGUGUUAACCGUGUUUUGUGCUACCUGUGCUGCUGUGUGUGGAUGCGGUAGUAACAUGGGGGGCGCCCAGGCGGGCUGGCUGCUGCUGCUCGUCAGCGCGGCUCUGGCGCAGGACACGCGCCAUUUAGCAGGACGAAACAGGACGGCCAAGAGCCCCUCGGUCAAGAAUUUUGUAAAAAAGUUGCGGUCCCGAGGCGACACAAUAUGCCCGAGCGGCAUGUUCCGGUGCCCCGAGGGCAAGUGCAUCCCGGCACUGUGGGUGUGCAACUACCAGAGGGACUGCGAGAAGGGUGAAGAUGAGUUCCAGUCGUGCCCGGCGCCGGAGUGCGAGCCGGGCGAGCUGACGUGCGGGCAGUACGUGUGGAACCGUACAUAUUGCAUCCCGCCGCACCACCGCUGCGACAUGCACGUCGACUGCGUGGACGGCACCGACGAAGCCGACUGCACAUACCGCAAAUGCCAGGCAGACGACUUCCAGUGCGGUAUAGAGGGCGCGUCCGCGGGCAAGGCUGCCUCGCAGGGACCCUGCAUACCGAAGGAAAAGAAAUGUGAUGGCUAUCUAGACUGCCGCACGGGUCGUGACGAGGCGGAUUGCCCGGGCCAGGCGCUGGCCUGCCGCCUCGACCAGUUCCGCUGCGCCGCCGGCGACCGCUGCAUCGACGCCGCGCUCAAGUGCGACCACGCCGACAACUGCGGAGAUAACUCUGAUGAAGCUAACUGCAAUUUCCCCGCUUGCCACAUUGGUCAAUUCCGGUGCAACAACGCGUUAUGCAUCCCCGCGAGCUACCACUGCGACGGCUACCGCGACUGCGCGGACGGCAGCGACGAGGCCAACUGCACCGCCGUCGCCUGCCCCGACAACAAGUACCUGUGCCCGCGCGGCGACGCCGGCGGCAGGAAGUGCAUAGAGAGGACCCUGCUGUGUGAUGGGAAUAGAGACUGUGAUGAUGGAGCUGAUGAGGAGGCGGCUUGCUCAACGGCAUCCUGUCCCGCUCUGGAGUGCGCGGAGAAGUGCGUGGCGUCGCCGACAGGUGGGGCGUGCGCGUGCGGCGCAGGACGCGCGCUGGCCGCGGACGGCAAGACGUGCGGUGACCGCGACGAGUGUAGGGACUGGGGCGUCUGCCACCAGCUGUGUGUUAACACGCCGGGAUCGUACCAAUGCGCGUGCGCACCGGGCUACGUACCCGCUGGUCCAAACGGCGCACGGUGCGAGGCGCGCGGCGCCGGGGCGUGGCUUGCGCUGGCGCACGCACGCGGCGUGCUCAGACUAGACCUGCCCUCCCCAGCCCCAUCCCCACAACUCAACGCUUCUGCCGCUGCUGGACUCGACUACCACUACCGACGCAACCUGCUGUUCUGGUCCGAUCUGAAGACUAGAAAAAUUCACUCUCAGCCGCUAUCAGGGGCUGGUGUGACGGCGGGGGCGGGGGGCGUGGACGUGUCGGGGGGCGGGUCGUGGGCGCCGGUCGCGCUCGCCGUGGACUGGGUCGGAGACAAGCUGUAUGUCGCUGAUGCGCUAGGACAGAAGGUGGACGUGCUUGAGCUGGACGGGCGGUGGCACGCGGUAGUGCUCGGCUCCAACCUCACCGGCCCGGCCGACAUCGCGCUGGACCCCACGCUCGGUCUCAUGUUCGUCGCUGAUGGGAGCCAGAUCGUGCGAGCGAACAUGGACGGCACACACAUGCAGUCGAUAGUGACGGAGGCAACGUACAAGGCGUCGGGCGUGGCGGUGGACACCAUCGCACGCCGCGUGUUCUGGUGCGACGCGCUCCUAGACUACAUCGAGACUGUUGAUUAUGAUGGGGCACAUAGAAGACUGGUGCUGCGUGGACCACAGGUGCCAAGCCCGGCCCGGCUGGCGCUGUUCGAGGACCGCGUGUACUGGUCGGACGGCACCAAGCAAGGCGUCAGCUCCGUUGACAAGUACGAGGGCUCCUCCAGCAUCCAGGCCGUCUACAAGACCAAGGACCUCCGCGACCCCAAGGCCCUCACCGUCGUGCACUCCCUCAAGCAGACCUCCGUCAACAACCCGUGCGGCAACAACAACGGCGGCUGCGCGCAGAUGUGCAUCGUCACCGCCCUCCAGAACGGCGGCCUCGGCUACCGCUGCGCCUGCAACAUCGGCCACCGGCUCGAGGCGGACUUCAGGAACUGCGACGUCAUCAAGGAGUUCCUCAUGUACUCCCAGCAGAGGUUCAUCAAGGGCAAAGUACUCAACCCGGUCAUCGAAGGGUUCAGCGAGGCGAUCCUCCCGGUCGUGUCGCGGCGGGCCCGCUUCGUGGGGCUGGACUUCGACGCCCGCGACGAGCACAUCUACUACUCGGACGUGCUGCAGGACGUCAUCUACCGUGUGCACCGAAACGGCACGACCAAGGAGAUCGUCCUGGCCUCGCAGAACGAGGGCGUUGAGGGUCUGGCAGUCGACUGGGCGUCCAAGAACCUGUACUACAUAGACUCCAGAAAGGGUACGCUGAACGUCCUAUCGACGCGAAACGUGACGUACAAGCGGACGCUGCUGAAGGACCUGAAGCGGCCGCGCGCCAUCGUGGUGCAUCCCAACAAGGGCUACAUAUUCUUCUCGGAGUGGGACCGGCCGGCCAACAUCAGCCGCGCCAACACGGACGGCACGGGGCUGCUGGUGUUCGCCAACGUGACGCUGGGCUGGCCCAACGGCCUGUCCAUCGACUUUGCUGCCGACCGCCUGUACUGGUGCGACGCGCUGCUCGACCACGUGCAGCACGCGCGGCUCGACGGCACCGACGUCCAGACGGUCAACUCGCGCCUCAUCCGGCACCCGUUCUCGAUCGUCAUCCACGGCGACUUCAUGUACAUCACGGACUGGCGACUGGACGCGAUCGUGCGGCUGCACAAGCUGACGGGCGAGCAGGAGGACAUCGUGGUGCGUGAGCCGCAGACGAACCGCCUGUACGGCGUGAAGGUGUACAGCGAGGCGGUGCAGCGCGUGGACCCGAUGCAGCCGUGUGCGCGCGACAACGGCAACUGCCAGAAGUUCUGCUUCGCCGUGCCGCGCAACGCCACGGAGCUGCUGACGGUGCGGUGUGGCUGUCCGUAUGGCGAGAAGCUCGGCCCGGACGGCACUUCCUGUAUCCCGGACCCCGGCGCCGAGCCACCCGUGCAGGCCUGCCCCAACUCCUGGGACUUCACCUGCAACAACCAGCGCUGCAUACCCAAGAGCUGGGUGUGCGACGGCGACGACGACUGCCUCGACAACAGCGACGAGGAACAAAACUGUACUAAGACAACAUGCGGCGCAUCGGAGUUUAUGUGCAAGUCGGGUCGGUGCAUACCGGCGACGUUCAAGUGCGACAGCGAGAACGACUGCGGCGACUUCUCGGACGAGGCGGGCUGCGCGAACGUCACGUGCGGCGCGGCGCAGUUCCGCUGCGACAACGGCCGCUGCGUCCCCGCGUCGUGGCGCUGCGACAGCGAGAACGACUGCGGCGACAACUCCGACGAGGGCUCGCACUGUGCGGAGAAGACUUGCGCUUACUUCCAGUUCACGUGUCCGCGCACGGGUCACUGCAUACCGGCGUCGUGGGUGUGUGACGGCGACGACGACUGCUUCGACAAGCAGGACGAGGCCGACUGCCCGCCUGUCUCCUGCCUCGCCAGCCAGUUCAAGUGCGCUGACCUCAAGCAAUGUGUACAGGAAGCAUACAAGUGCGACGGCAUCCCGGACUGCAACGACGGGUCGGACGAGGCGGGCUGCCCGUCGCUCGCGCCGCAUGCCUGCGCCGCCGACAGACAGUUCCAGUGCGCCGCUUCGGGACUCUGUAUACCACGGACAUGGUACUGCGACGGUACGCCCGACUGCGAGGACCUGUCAGACGAGCCGGCGACGUGCGGGAGCGCAGCGUGCGGCGCGGGCCAGGUGCGGUGCGACAACGGGCGCUGCGUGUACCGCGCCGCCGUGUGCGACGGCCGCGACGACUGCGGUGACGGCUCCGACGAGGGAACGCAGCACGCGUGCACGCCACCGCCGUUCCGGUGCCCAUCAGGCCAGUGGUCGUGUCCAGGUGUGACGGACCGCUGCGUCAACAUGACGCAGGUGUGCGACGGAAAGUUCGAUUGUCCAAAUGGCGCCGAUGAAGGAGCGAGCUGUGACUUCGCGGAGUGCCAACACCGCGCCGGGCUGUGCUCUAACGAGUGCAAGCAGACGCCCUCCGGGCCGCUGUGCCUGUGCCCGAGUGGCGAGGAGCUCGACGCCGAUGGCUUCACCUGCAAGGACAUCGACGAGUGCACCCCUGCCGGCCUGUGCUCGCAGACCUGCACCAACACCAAGCGCUCCUACUUCUGCAGCUGCGUGCCCGGCUACCGGCUCGCGCCCGACAAGCACUCCUGCAAGGCCGACAACCACUCCAGCGCCUUCCUCAUCAUCUCCAACCGCCACUCCAUCCUCGUAGCCGACCUCAACGAGCAGGGGCUCGAGCGCGUGCCCAUUAAUGUCGAGAACGUCGUCGCGACCGCCUCCAACAUGCACACCGGCACCAUCUUCUGGUCCGACAUGAAGCUCAAGCGGAUCUCGCGUCUCGACCGCGGCGGUGAGCCGCAGGCGAUCGUGUCCACGGGACUGGACCUCGUGGAGGGCCUCGCGUACGACUGGGUCGGUGGCAACAUCUACUGGCUCGACAGCAAGCUGAACAGUAUCGAGGUGGCGAAGGAGGACGGCAGCGCGCGCACGGCGCUGCUGAGCGGCAAUAUCACGCAGCCACGGGGCAUGUGCCUGGACCCGGCGGCCGGCGCGCGCUGGCUGUUCUGGACCGACUGGGGUGAGAACCCGCGCGUGGAGCGUGUCGGCAUGGACGGCACGCAGCGGACCGCCAUCAUAACCACCAAGAUCUACUGGCCAAACGGCCUCACGCUCGACACGGCGACCCAGCGCGUCUACUUCGCCGACUCGAAGCUCGACUUCAUCGACUUCUGCUACUACAACGGCAGUGGGCGGCAGCAGGUGCUUGCCGGAAGCCACUACCUGCUGCACCCGCACUCGCUGACGCUGUUCGAGGACACGCUGUACUGGACGGACCGGCAGCUGAACCGCGUGCUAUCGGCGCACAAGUUCCGCGGGACGAACCAGACGGUGGUGUCGCACCUCAUCUCGCAGCCGCUGUCGAUCCACGUGCACCACCCGUCGCUGCAGCCGCCGCAGGAGUCGCCGUGCCGCGCCGCGACCUGCCAGCACCUGUGCCUGCUCAGCCCCAACCCCGACAAGCCCUACACUUGCGUCUGCAAACCCGGAUACAAGCUGCUGCCCGACGGAAAAUGCAUGGAAGAGGAAACGUCAUACCUGAUGGUGCUGAAGGGGUCGCAGAUUGUGGACCUGGCGCUGGACGGCUCCGGAAAAGCCGGCCAGCUGCCGCCUGUUGUUGGGAUUCAAGGCGGUGUCCAACUGGACUACGAUCGUCAAGGCCACACGCUGUACUGGCUGCAGGCGGGCGCCACCGGCUCCGACACGGACGAGGAGAACUGCACCAUAUACACCAUGCCCUACGGCGGCGGCGAGCGAGUGCCCUUACUCGGCAUAGAUCCUGGUGUUGUGGGCUCACCAUCCGCCAUAGCAUUCGACUGGCUCGGCCGUAAUCUCUACAUGGCAAAUCGCGCCGCCGGAAACGUCGAACUCGUGCGAGUUGAUGGCAAGACCAAGUACCGUUCCGUCAUUUUCGCAAACGACGGCACAAGGGAAUCUAUAUCGCGACCGAAGAGCAUCUGCCUGGAUCCCACUGAAGGAAAAAUGUACUGGGCGGACGAGGGUGGUUUCGGCGUGCCGGCUAAGAUCGGCAAGGUCAACAUGGACGGCACAAGCCCGGUCAUCCUGGUCGACGCCAUCGAGCGGCCCGAGGCCGUCGCCAUCGACGUCGACAAGAAGAUCCUGUACUUCAGCACACAGUUCCCGCCCAGCAUCAACAGCGUCAACACCGACGGCAAUGACCGCAAGACCAUCCUCACCGAGGCCGACGCCAUCUCCUACCCCAAGGUGAUCGCGGUCCUCGACUCGCGCCUCUACGUGCUCGACCAGCGCCACGAGAAGAUCUUCAAGGCCGACCUCCCCAACGGCGACAACGUUAAGAUCAUUCUCGACAACGAGAGCGACCUCAAGUCCCUGACGAUAUUCCAGAAGAGGAAGAUGAUCCACCACCCGUGCCAGCAGAGCAACGGGGGCUGCGAGCAGAUCUGCAUCCCGGGCGAGGGCGGGUCGCGCGUGUGCGCCUGCUCCGUCGGCUACAGGAAGGAGAACGAGGUGAACUGCGUGCCGUACAAGACGUUCGCGGUGGUCUCGCAGCUGGACCUCAUCCGCGGGUACAGCCUGGAGGGCAGCGCCGAGGCCAUGGUGCCCGUCGCCGGCCCCGGCCACCACGUGCUGCACGUUGACGUGCACUUCGCCGACAACUACAUCUACUGGGUCGAGUUCAACCGCGGCACCUGGAACGGCAUCUUCCGCAUCCGGCCCAACGGCACGCAGCUCGAGCACGUUGUCCGGGACGGCAUCGGCAGCAACGGCGUCCGCGGCCUCGCCGUCGACUGGGUGGCUGGUAACUUGUACUUCACCAAUGUUUUCCCGCACGAGAACUACAUCGAGAUGUCCUGGCUCGACGGCUCCAACAGGAAGGUCCUCGUCAAGACCACGAUGGACGCCCCGAAGGAGCUAGCGGUCAACCCGCUCAAGCGCCUCCUGUACUGGAUCGACUACGGCCAGUACCCGCGCAUCGGCAAGUCCUACCUGGAUGGCACCGGCUGGCAGACGCUGGUCAGCUCCGGCAUCUCGAACCCCCGGGACCUGACGAUCGAUAUGCUCACCCACGACGUCUACUGGGUGGACUCCAAGCUCGACCAGAUUCAGAAGAUAUCGUACAAUGGCGGCAACCGGCAGCUAAUCCGCUCGAACCUCCCGAACCCUAUGGGCAUAGCCGUCCACACCGGCAGCGUGUACUGGGUCGACCGAAACUUGCAGACUAUUUACAAGGCCUCCAAGUUACCGGGCAACAUGUCUAUGCCAGAGAAGCUCCGAACGAACCUUCCCAAGCUGCGAGACAUCGUCAUAUUCGACAUAAACAACCAGCCCACCGACGAGAACAAUCCCUGUCGAAAAUUAGGCAACGGCGGCUGCGACCAGCUCUGCUUUAGCUACCCACCUGAGGCCAACAAGGGGUACACCCACAGGUGCGACUGCGCCACGGGACAGAUCUCGACGAGUAACCCUAAAAAAUGUGACCUCGUUGACGAGUACCUAGUUUUCACGACGAGGACGGAAAUACGUGCCGUCAACCUUGACCCCAAGUCGACUGGCGUGCCUUUCAAGCCUAUCGGCAAUCUCACAAAUGUCGUCGGAGUCGAAUUCGAUUACGCGGACAAUAAACUUUUCUUCACCCAGAUUAGACCGUGGGCUAGAAUCGCCUGGAUGUCCUCCAAGAAUCCCGAUUCUGCUGGUAUUCAAAACAUAAUCAACAAGAAUAUAAAUCCCGAGGGAAUAUCGUACGACUGGACCCAGAAGAAAAUAUAUUGGACCGACAGCUCCAACAACUCAAUAUACGCGAUGAAUUUGGACGGAACCGAGCUCGUAAUGAUAGCGCGAGUCGAGCGGCCGCGGGCCAUCGUCGUCGACCCCUGCAACGGCACGUUGUACUACACCGACUGGGGAAGAUUCGGAACUUCUGGAAAGAUCUACCGAACGACUAUGGCCGGAUCGUUGAAAAAAGCUAUCAUCGAUAAGGAUCUAUCCCAGCCGAGCGGCUUGACUAUCGACUUCGACGAGAACAUGCUGUACUGGACUGACGCCGUGAGGGAGAAGAUCGAGAGAUCAUUCCUAGACGGAACGAACAGGGAGGUUCUAAUAUCUGCAACGAUAUAUCCGUUCGCCAUUACCGUGUUUAGAAACUACAUUUACUGGACCGACCUACAGUUGCGCGGAGUGUACAGGGCGGAGAAGCACACCGGAGCGAACAUGGUCGAGAUGGUCAAACGAUUGGAGGACUCGCCGCGAGACAUUCACAUUUACAGCACGAGCAGGCAGAAAUGUCAGAAGAACCCUUGCAAAAUAAGCAACGGCGGUUGUGCCCAGAGCUGUCACCCGGCCCCCAACAACACCGUCGAGUGCAAGUGUGACGACAACACCAAACUAGUCAACGAGGGUCGCAUGUGCGUCUCCAAGAACAUAACUUGUGAUUCCAGCAAGUUCUUCUGCGCAAACGGAAAAUGCAUCAGCAGAAUGUGGUCCUGCGACGGCGACGACGACUGCGGCGACAAUUCAGACGAGGAGAAGAACUACUGCGCCUACCACUCCUGCUCGCCCAACGAGUUCCGAUGCAACAACGGAAGGUGCAUAUUCAAAUCAUGGAAGUGCGACCACGAGAACGACUGCAAGGACGGCUCGGACGAAGAAGGCUGCGUGUACCCGCCGUGCGCCGAGGGCGAGUUCACGUGCCUCAACUCGCGCUGCAUCCCGAUGACCCAGGUGUGCAACGGGAUCAACGACUGCAAGGACAACAUCACGUCCGACGAGACGCACGAAAGAUGCCCCCGAAACACCACCUGCCCACCGAACCACCUCAAGUGCGAGAAGACAAACAUUUGCGUCGAGCCCUACUGGCUGUGUGACGGAGACAACGACUGCGGCGACAACUCGGACGAGGAUCCCCUGCACUGUAUGCUACGGACGUGCCCCCAGAACAGCUUCCGCUGUCCCAACCAUAGGUGCAUUCCGGCCACCUGGUACUGCGACGGCGACGACGACUGCGGCGACGGCGCCGACGAGCCGCCGGAGUACUGCAAGUCCGAGGGUCGAACGUGCUUCGGGGAUCUGUUCACCUGCGACAACGGCAACUGCAUCCCGAGAAUUUACAUCUGCGACGGUGACAACGACUGUCUCGACAACAGCGACGAGGACGACCGACACCAGUGCAACGAGAGAAAAUGUGACGCCGAGACCGAGUAUACAUGCGAGGAAAACAAAUUCUGGAGUCGAGCUCAGUGUAUUCCUAAGAAGUGGAUUUGUGACGGCGAUCCCGACUGUAUCGACGGCGCCGAUGAGAACUCGACCAUCCACCACUGUUCGACGCCCAUGCCGUGCUCGGAGGACCAAUUCCAGUGCAAGAACGGUCGCUGCAUUAACGAGGGCUGGGUGUGCGAUCACGACAACGACUGUGGGGACGGCUCGGACGAGGGCAAGCAGUGUAACACGCAGUAUAAGCAGUGUACGGAUCAGGAAUUCAGGUGUCAAAACUUUAAAUGCAUAAGAAACCACUUUAGAUGCGACGGGGAGGACGACUGCGGCGAUCACUCGGACGAGGUGGACUGCAAUAAAGAAAAUAAAACUUGUCCGGCCGGUCAGUUCAAGUGCAACAACGACGAGUGUAUCGACAACCGGCUGGUUUGCAACAAGGUGCCGGACUGCACUGAUGAGUCCGACGAGCCGGCGCACUGCAACAUCGACGAGUGUGCCAAGCUCGAGAUACACCAGUGCGGACACAAAUGCGUGGACACCCUGACCGGCUACUACUGCGACUGCAACCACGGUUACAAGCUGCUAUCCGACGGCAAAGCAUGCGCCGACAUCGAUGAAUGCAUAGAAUCACCUGGAGUAUGCUCCCAAUACUGCUCUAAUACCCCCGGCUCCUACUACUGCAAGUGUAACGAGCAAUACUACGAGAGGGAGGCCGACGAGCAUACGUGCAAGAGGAAAGACAACACGACAGCCUGGGUCAUCUUCACGAACAAGUACUACGUGAGAAACAUGUCCACGGACGCUUCGGUCUACAAUCUCGUCCACCAGGACCUAAUGAAUGUUGUGGCGAUCGACUUCGACAUAAAGGAAACCAAAAUGUACUUCGCCGAUGUUUCCGCUAAAACUAUCUAUAGAUCGGACUACUCGAACCCGCAUCCAACUAAGGAAGUCGUCAUACGACAUGAUUCCCACGGCUUGGAAGGUAUCGCGAUAGAUUGGAUCGGCCGAAAGAUUUACUGGCUGGAUCGACACUCGAAGAACCUGGAUGUCGCCGAGCUCGACGGUACCAGAAGGAAAACACUAAAAACCGGAAUAGCCGAUCCUCGAGCUAUCAUAGUUCACCCGGGCACCGGAUACUUGUACUUCACGUCGUGGCAUCUGCAAGCAUACAUUGGAAAACUGGGUAUGGACGGCUCGAACUUCACCACGAUACUGAACUGGGAGGACGACAUCGCCUGGCCCAACGCACUGACCAUCGACUACUUCACGGACAGGAUAUACUGGGCCGAUGCUCACUUGGAUUAUAUCGGAUCAGCUGACUUGGAGGGCAGACAUAGGCACGUCGUUCUAUCCGGAAACAAGGUUCCCCACGUCUUUGCUCUGAGUCUCUUCGACGAUGAAAUUUAUUGGACGGAUUGGAACCUCAAGGCCAUCAGCAAAGCUAACAAACAUUCAGGAGAGAACUUAACUACAAUUAGGAAUACCACUCAUAGGCCAUACGACAUUCACGUUGUUCAUCCGCUUCGACAACUUCCGUAUAACAACCCCUGUGGAACUAACAACGGUGGCUGCUCGCAUCUCUGUCUGAUCGCACCUCCGCACGAGUCCAGCUAUUUGAAUAUAGAAGGGUACGGCGAGGAGGGAGCCACAACCUACAAGUGCGCCUGUCCUAACCAAUUCUACCUCGCUCGUGACAUGAAAACGUGCAUCGCCAACUGCACAGACGGCCAACACAGAUGCAACGGACGCGACGAAAAGUGCAUACCGUGGUUCUGGAAAUGCGACGGAGAGAAGGACUGCCAGGACGGCUCCGACGAGCCCGACACCUGCCCCGUCCGGCACUGCCGGGCCGGCUCCUUCCAGUGCAAAAACACCAACUGCACGCCCGCGGCCACUAUCUGCGACGGCACCGACGACUGCGGCGACGGCAGCGACGAGGCGCAAUGCUCCCACGAGUGCCCACUCCUCGAGUUCAAAUGCAAAUCGAGCGGCCGGUGCAUCCUCGAUAGCUGGAAGUGCGACGGCGACACCGACUGCAAGGACAACAGCGACGAGGACCCGGUCAUGUGCCACAACAGACCGUGCAACCCCGAUACCGAGUUCUCUUGCAAGAACGGCCGCUGCAUCCCCAAACUGUGGAUGUGCGACUUCGACAACGACUGCGGGGACGACUCCGACGAGCCGGCAUACAUGUGCCGCCAGAAGAACUGCACCACCGGCUGGAGGAGGUGCCCGGGCCAGUCCAACUACAGAUGCAUACCGAAGUGGCUGUUCUGCGACGGCAAGGACGACUGCCGGGACGGCUCCGACGAGCUGCCGGAAAACUGCCCGUCCUGCAACACGGAGACCGACUUCACCUGCGAGAACAAGCGCUGCAUCCCCAAGCAGUGGCUGUGCGACUUCACGGACGACUGCGGCGACGGCAGCGACGAGGCGGAGGGAGUCUGCCAGCACAAGUACCGUGAGUGCUCCGAGUCGGAGUUCAAGUGCGGCAACGGCAAGUGCAUAUCGUCUCGGUGGCGCUGCGACCACGAGGACGACUGCGGCGACAACACCGACGAGAUGGAGUGCGGCGGCUUCAAGUGCAAGAACGGCACGUUCCAGUGCAAGUCGGGCCACUGCAUCGCCGCCUACUUCCGCUGCGACGGCGACCGCGACUGCCGCGACCUGUCCGACGAGAUUGGCUGCCCCCCGAGGUUCCCCGGCGGGAGAUACUGCCCGGAGAGCAGGUUCCAGUGCAGCAACAACCUAUGCGUGUCGCAGUCGGAUCUGUGCGACGGCACGGACGACUGCGGCGACGGGUCAGACGAGGCGCCGGCGCUGUGCACCAACUUUAACUGCGACACGCUGCGCCGCUUCCACUGCGACAACCACAGAUGUGUGCCGAGGUACCAAGUGUGCGAUGGCAUAGACAACUGCGGCGAUGGGUCCGACGAGAACAACAUGACGCUAUGCGCGGCGCGCGCGCGGCCGUGCGACCCACUAACGCAGUACCAGUGCGCCAACCGCCGCUGCGUGGCGCGCGCGCGAGUGUGCGACCUGGCCGACGACUGCGGCGACGCGUCCGACGAGCGCGGCUGCCAUCACGCGCACUCCUGCUCGCCCGUUGACAAAGGUGGUUGCGAGCACCUCUGCACGAACCUGACAAUAUCCGGCGGCGUAGCUGGCGGCUACAUCUGCACGUGCUUCCCUGGCUACAUCAUCUCCAGCGCGGAUAGCAAGCGCUGCGCCGACGUCGAUGAGUGCGCCGGCGAACACACCUGCUCGCAGAUCUGUCACAACCUUAACGGUUCUUACAGCUGCUCGUGUAGGGAAGGAUUCAAGCUAGCGGACAGCCUGUCGGGCGUGUGCAAGGUGGUAGAGGGUGAGGUGGUGCUGAUGUUCGCGAACGGGCCGGAAAUCCGCGCGCUCGUGCAGGACCGCAACGAGGAGUACGAUGUCGUCUCCGCCGAGAAGCGCAUCGAGGCCAUCGACUACGACCCCAAGCGGGAGAUGGUGUUCUGGGCUGACAGCUACGACAAGACUAUCAAGCGCUCCUACAUGGUCGGCGCGCUCGGCGGCGAGGCGCAGGCCGGCUUCGCGCAGGACCUCAACAUGAAGGGCAACGCCAAGCCCACCGCGUUAGCAGUAGACUACAUCGGCGAGAAUCUGUACUGGACCGAGGCCGAUCGCACCGGUUCCAAGCCGCGCGGCCGCGUCAUGGUCGCGCGCACCGACGGCCGCUACCGGCGCGCGCUCGUCGCCGCCGGCAUCGAGGCGCCCACGUCGCUGGCUCUCGACCCGCCCGCCGGCAAGAUGUACUGGACGGACGCCGGCGCCGCGCCCAAGGUCGAGACCGCGUGGAUGGACGGAAGCAAGCGCCGGCCGAUCGUGACGGAGAACGUGCGCCACCCGACCGGGCUGGCGGUGGACGCGGCGCAGGGCGUGGUGUACUGGGCGGACGCCAAGCUGAAUACCAUCGAGUGCAUGCGCGGAGACGGCUCGGCGCGGCGCGUGGUGCUGCGCGGCGCGACGCUGCACCACCCGCUGGCGCUGGACGUGUUCGAGGCGACGCUGUACUGGGUGACGCGCGACUCCGGCGAACUGCUGCGCCAAGACAAGUUCGGCCGGGGCGUUCCCACGCUCAUCUCGCGCGACCUCGUCAACCCUACUGCUGUCAAAGUGUACCACCCGCUGCGCUACAACGCGACGGCUGCGUCGCGCGGCGCGUGCGCGCGGUCACCGUGCUCGCAUCUGUGCCUGGCGGUGCCGGCGGGGCGGCGCUGCGCGUGCCCGGACGCGCCGGCCCCGCCCAAGCGCGCGACGGACGUGGCGUGCGACGCGCCCGUCGAGCCGUCGCGACCCGAUCCACGCGCGUGCCCCUGCCGCAAUGGCGGUACUUGCGCUGUCGCACCCGACGGUUCCCUGGAGUGCGUAUGCCGGGAGGGUCAGGCGGGGCCGCUGUGCGCGUCGGCGGCGGCGCGCGGUUCGGAGCGCGGCAGCAGCGCAGCGGUGCUGGUGCCGACGCUGCUAGUGCUGGUGCUGGCUGUGGCUGCGGCCGCUGCCUGGUUCGUCAUACGGAAGAGGCCCUUCGGCAAAGGCGGCGCUCUAAGUAGCCUCGCGUCAUCGCAGAGCGUGUCGUUCCGCGCCGGCUCGAACGUGGAGUUCGGUCCGGCGGGGGCGGCGCCGGCGGCGGGGACUGCGGGGGGCGCGGCGGACGCGUACGCGCUGUCCGAGGGCCGCAAGGGGCGGGACUUCAGCAAUCCCAUGUAUGAGGCGGUCACGCGCGGCGCUGCGGACGUUGAGCCGUUACCGGGCAUCUACGAGGUGCCAGAGGAGUUGAAACAGAAGGUGGUGUCAGCAGUAAUCUCGCCGUCAUCUAGUGAGACGCGUACGGCGCGGCGGCCGCGAGCGCUCGACCCCGCCACGGAGACCACGGCCGAUACCGCGCAGCUCGUGCGAGAGGACCCCGCCUGCUAGCACUGGGUUGGAUGGCGCUACUAGCACUGGAUCCGGCUUGCUAGCGGCCGCACUAGCGCCUGCAAACGCCAGGGCUACUAGCACCCCGCGCUCGCUCGAGUGCGCCUUCCCAAGACUGCAGGCGGAGCGUUUUCCGUUCCAAAACUAUGGAUAUAAGAUCUGAAUAAAAUCUUUAAAAGCGUAAACAUUAAUCUUUAUAAUUGUUUUUCGUUAGCAGUUAGCCGACGCUAGGUUAUUUUAGCAGUGCAAUCAGAUUUUUGUUUACAUUUUUAUUAUAACAAUGACCAAUAAUUCUAGUGCUCCCGGAUAGUCUUAAUAUCACAUAAAAUAUCACAAUACUUAGUCUGAGUGCAUAAACUUAAAGGUAAUUUUAUACGACAACAGAUUUUAAGCACUCAAUAAACAUGAGAUGUAUAUGUAUAGUGUGGUGCUACAGGCCCAUACCUAGGUGUAAUGUUCAUCGAGCGUGUACUCAUAAUAGAAGUAUAUUAUGUUUAAAUUAUUGUCCGAAAUACAUCAGUUAUUACCACUGAUAAAUCAUAUAACAAAUCGUGCUCAUGCAAUAAAAAAUUGUAUUAAGUAUAUCAAUCAUCAAUGGCUGCGCGGCCGCAAUAAUAUGGGUCAAUCAGAGCGCAGUCAAGUUGCAGCGGAUUGGCUUA
This is a messenger RNA of Aricia agestis (brown argus), 14632 nucleotides long. RefSeq names its product low-density lipoprotein receptor-related protein 2 (gene mgl). Lineage: Eukaryota; Metazoa; Arthropoda; Insecta; Lepidoptera; Lycaenidae. The transcript is spliced from 30 exons. The coding region runs from base 111 to 13973 and encodes 4620 amino acids. Gene Ontology annotation, molecular function: calcium ion binding; protein binding. The record is from RefSeq and is a predicted model, not a curated record.